Prinia subflava (tawny-flanked prinia) is the source of this 2956-nucleotide messenger RNA. Its product is annotated as urotensin-2 receptor-like. Lineage: Eukaryota; Metazoa; Chordata; Aves; Passeriformes; Cisticolidae. Gene Ontology annotation, biological process: neuropeptide signaling pathway; blood vessel diameter maintenance; regulation of blood pressure. Gene Ontology annotation, molecular function: urotensin II receptor activity. Gene Ontology annotation, cellular component: plasma membrane. The record is from RefSeq and is a predicted model, not a curated record.
GAAGCAUCACUCACCCUGCUACCAUGGUGCAAUGGAAAUACCCACCUAAAAGUAUAUUUUCACUGCAUUUUGCUGAUCUCUCCCAGUUUGGGGAGAGAGUUUUCAUGAAAACCAAGGGUCUGUACAAUGCACAGUGAGGGGAGUACUGCUGAGGUGCCUCCUCCUCCUCCUGUUUGCUGCUGCAUUACCACUGCUGGAUAUGAGGAGAGGCAUUUGACUCAGCCACAAUGAAGCUAAUACACUGAUGAUGCAAAACAGUGUGGCUGGAGUGGCCUGAAACCCUGAACUAAUAGCAGAGUACAUGUAGUAUGGCACAUUUGUCUCUACUCCACAAAUCCUAUCCCACCGUGUCUUCCUUGAGACAACGAGGCUCAGAUGUGAGUGUGGAAAGUGCAGGGUAGCAUCGGGCACGAGUGUCAUGUGAUGAUGUCUCGCUAGAAGGCGGUGGUGCCUACUUAAUGGGCUUCUGUUCCCUGCCCUAAGGCGAGGCAGCUUCCCGGGGCUCCGGGGGAAGCUUAGAGAAGGAGGAUGGUCUUUGUGGAGAGGAAGAAAAGACCGUUUCUAAAAUAUCCAGUCUUUUCAGUCCUUAGGAGCUUGCUGCUGACUUGAGGACAAAGGUGGAAAAGGGCCAGGACAGAAAAUGUGAGAUGUCCUACCAUCUGGUGGGCCUACUUGCAAACUGGGCACUACAUCCACAACACCCAAACCUCAAAAGGCCCUGAUGUCCUUGGGAGGGAGUGGGGAACAGGUUCUUUCAGUCUGGCUUGGCUAGGGAGAGCUGUGUGGCUGCUCCCUGCCUGUUCCAGUGCUGGCCCUUGUUUCCCUUCUAAAGCCACAGCAUGAUGCUUUCCACCCUCCUUGCCAUAUUAUGGAGUCUUGUCUUUCAGUUGUCUCCUGUCUCAAAUGAGGACAACUGUACAAGGAUAAAUGGGAAAAAGAAAGUGAGACAAGAAAAAGAAGGAAGAAGGAUCAGGAUAAAGGUAAAUAAUGGAGGAAAAAAGCAUGUCUGCCAGAAAGAGGAGGGAGCCAGUGGGGCUCCUCAGCUCGUGGCUAAAACCCCAGUAUAAACUGGGAACUGUAUUCACACCGGUGUGUGAAGCUGUGAGUCAGGCACAUUCCUCCAAGCAGUGGUCAAGGCAGCGCUCAGGGGGUUGGUUCAGCGGGGCAGGGCCCCCGUCUCCAAAGCCUGUCUGAGCUGAACUGACACAGACCUGGGAGCAGAAAUCUACUUCAUCCACUGUUUCUGUGGGCCGAGCAAACUCUAGAGAAGCAACAGAGGAUGAGCUAGUGAAGAAAAGAAACAUUUCCUCCUGGCUGGCAGAGGUUGUCUUGCACGUAUUGGUAUUGAAGGAAAAGGCAGUGUCCCUUUCUUGGCUCUUUCACGGUUAAGGAAAAUAACCAGACAGAGCUUGUGAUGGACAACAUCAGCAAAAUGGACUGGGCAGCUGGAGGUGAGGAAUAGACUUCUCUGGAGCACCCUGUCUAUGUCUGAUGACCUCUCCCCAUUCUUCCCUUGGCUGCUUUGUUCUUAAGGAUAGAAGUGUGCUGUACAGCGAGGGUGGAAGGCGGGAGGAAGGAACAGCUCUCUGAGAACUUGAUUUUCUCUUGCUUGAGUUACUCAAAGAUGUCUUACAACCCUUUUCUCAUCAGCCCAAGUCCUAGAGAAGAUGCAAAGGGUGGCACUUUCGUGGUGGAAAGCAGCAGUGGGGGUGAUGACAGCAGUGUCCUGGGGGUGGACAGCCUGGUCAAAGGCCCGCUGGGUGCAGUGCUGCUGGUCAUGUGCCUCACUGGCAUGGUGGGGAACAUCUACACAGUGGCAAUGGUCUCUGGCAGGAUGGCAAGCUGCUCAGCAGGCUCCUUGGCAGUCUGCAUGAUCAACCUGGCCCUGGCUGACCUCCUGUACCUCUCCACCAUCCCCUUUGUGGUUUGCACCUACUUUGCCCACGACUGGUUCUUCAGGGAUAUGGGUUGCAGGGUUUUGCUCAGCCUAGACCUCCUCACCAUGCAUGCAAGCAUCUUCCUCUUGACCGCCAUGAGCCUGGAGAGGUACUGGGGAGUGGCCAAGCCUCUGCUGGCCAGGCAGGCCAGCAACACCUACCAAAAAAUGGCCAGUGUCAUCCUCUGGCUCCUCUUGCUCCUGCUCACAGCCCCCAUGAUGGUGAUGACUCGGCUGGGAGGGGACAGCCCCCACAAGCACAUCUGCAUCCCCACCUGCAUGCCAUCAGCUUUCUGGCUCUACCUGACCAUGCUGUUCACCACCAGCGUCCUGGCACCUGGUGCCGCGCUGGGCAUCGUCUACACCCGCCUGGCCCGGGCCUACUGGUGCUCGGCCUGCGGCCUGGGGCAGCCAGUGACCAUCCAGGCCCCUGCACUGUGGCUCCUCCUCAGGAUCUCUGCCAUCGUGCUGGCCUACUGGGCCUGCUUCCUCCCCUUCUGGGCCUGGCAGCUGGCCAGGCUGUACCAGGGAGAGGAGCUGGGCAUCGGCCCCACUGCCCAGGCCUACCUUAAAUUUGGUGUCACCUGCCUGGCCUAUGGCAACAGCUGCGUCAACCCCUUCCUCUACACCCUGCUUGCCAGCAGCUACCGCCGGUGCCGAAGCCACACUGGGACGGGUGUGGUGCCUGCAGCGCCCUCUCAGCAGGCUGUGGAAAGCCACAGCAUCCCCCUGGCUUUCAGGGAGUUGUCAGGGUCUGUGAGGGAAUGUGAGCAGGCUGGGAACAUCUGACCUUUGGCUGGGGUCUUGUUGAGAAAUAAAAGUGUGUCACCUUCCAUGCCAGUAUGCAGUGUCUUCCAUCAAUGUUGUUGUAGUGCUUUCUCCUUUGCAUGGCUGCUCAUCCUGCUCAGCUAGGUAGGGAGAGUGCUUGUCUCAGGGAUUCUGACUCCAUCUUCAGAUCCUUCAGCCCUCACACACCAGCCUCUACCUUGCACAAGGCUGGGGAGUGGGUGGAAGGGAGCA